AUGGGAGGAGAUGGUGGUGGUGACUCCGUGAUUCACUUUGUGUUAGUUCAUGGAGCCAGCCACGGUAGUUGGUGUUGGUAUAAACUCAUCACUCUUCUUGUCUCCGCCGGAUUCAAAGCCACCUCCGUCGACCUCACCGGCGCUGGCAUCAACCUCGCCGACCCUAACUCCGUCUUCGACUUCGACCACUAUAACCGUCCUCUCUUCUCUCUCUUAUCCGAUCUCCCUCCUCACCACAAGAUCAUACUCGUGGGACAUAGCGCCGGCGGAGGAAGUAUCACCGCAGCUCUAUGCAAGUUCCCAGACAAAAUCUCCAUGGCUGUUUACCUCGCGGCUGACAUGGUCCAACCCGGAUCCACCUCUUCUUCGAAUAGUUCAAUCAAGUCUGUGGGAGAAGAAGACAUAUGGGAGAUAACAUACGGUGAAGGCCCUGAUAAGCCACCCACUGGCGUGCUCAUGAAGGAGGAGUUUAGACACCAACAUUACUAUAGCCAAAGCCCUCUUGAGGAUGUAACUUUGGCAUCUAAGCUGUUGCGACCUGCUCCGGUAAGGGCUUUGCUAGGUGUUGAUAAGCUGCCUCCAAACCCUAAAGCAGAGCAAGUUCCUAGAGUUUACAUCAAGACUGGUAAAGAUAAUAUAGUCAGUUCUCUGCGUCAAGAUCGUUUUGUGGAGAAGGGGCCACCUUCUCAGUUCUAUACCUUGGAGGAGAGUGACCAUUGUCCUUUCUUCUCUGUCCCGACAACCUUAUCCGCUUAUCUUCUUCGUGCUGUAUCUUUUCUCAAACUAUAACUUAGAGCUUCAUUUUGGGUUUGACCGUGUCUAAUUGUCUCACUACGCUCUAUCAAAGCGUUACUACAUGUGAA
This is a messenger RNA of Thlaspi arvense, 863 nucleotides long. NCBI's taxonomy places the organism in Eukaryota, Viridiplantae, Streptophyta, Magnoliopsida, Brassicales, Brassicaceae. The record is from the annotation of a GenBank genome assembly.